This is a messenger RNA of Rotaria sp. Silwood2, 2343 nucleotides long. The record is from the annotation of a GenBank genome assembly. Lineage: Eukaryota; Metazoa; Rotifera; Eurotatoria; Philodinida; Philodinidae.
AUGGACGGUAGUGAAGCACAGAUAUCAUAUCAAACAGAUUCUCAGCCAGGAGCAUCGACAAUGCCAAAUGUCGAUACACAACGUCCAUUAUAUACAGUACCUGGCAUACUUCAUUUUCUUCAACAUGAAUGGACGAGUUUUGAAAUUGAACGACAACAAUGGGAAACAGAACGUGCAGAAUUUCAAGCACGUAUCGCUUUUCUUCAAGGUGAAAGACAAGGACAAGAAAAUUUAAAAAAUGCUCUUGUUAGACGUAUUAAAAUGCUUGAAUUUGCAUUGAAACAAGAAAGAUUAAAAUUCAAUAAAUUAAAAUAUGGAAGUGAAAAUGUUCCAAUAGAAGAUCAGAAACCAACAUCAAAUGAAGCACAACAUUUUGAUGAUGAUGAAAAUAAAGAAGAUCCUAAUUUAGGUUUUGGUGAUAAUAGUGUUUCGUUUAAACAAGGUCGUCAAUUACUUCGACAAUAUUUAAAAGAAAUCGGUUAUGUUGACACAAUAAUUGAUAUACGUUCAGCAGCUGUUAAAAAACUACUUGGAAUUAAAAAUGAAACUAAUUUCAAUGGAAAUAAUAAUAAUAAUAAUAAUAAUAAUAUCGGUUUGAAUGGUGAUACUAAAUCAACGAAUGAAUCAAAACGAAUCAUUCCAAAUAUUGUUAAAAAUGCAACAAGUGAUUUAAGUAAAUCAGUUCUUGCAUCACUUGUCUUUCUCAAAGAAGAUCAACCUGAUGAAGAUGCAAGUGAUGAUGAUAUUGACGCCAGCCGUAUAAUGGUUAAACCAAGUAAUGUUAACACAACGAAUCAUAAUUCAGCUCUUGAUACACUCAAUGAUCUCGAUAGUGAAGAAGUAGCUUUACAUGAAUUUGAUUUUCUUUCUGGAGAUGCUGCUACAUCAGCAAGUGUAAAUCAAAUGACAUCAAAUGAAAUAAAUAGUGGUGAUUGGGAUGUUGAUCAAUCUCGAUUAAGUCGCCUUAAAGAAGAAUAUAAACGUGAUCGUCAUGGUAAACAACAUCAACAUCAUACAGCAAAUUCAUCAUCAAUUCGAAAUACUUUACUCGAUAAUGGAAAUGAUGAUACAUCUUCUGAUCAACGAACAUUUUCUACAGAUGAACAAAUCAAUCGCGAAAUGGUUGAUACAAUGAUGUUUCGAAAUAGUAAAAAUUUCAUGGGGGAUACUGCUAUGGAUGGCCUUGAUGAGUUAGCACGAGUUACAGUUUCAAAUGACAAUGAACCUUUAGAUGAUACUGCAGUAGCAGAUUCAUCUGAUUUUCGAAAGAUAUGGAAUGUUAAAUAUGUUUUACGAAGUCAUUUGGAUGGUGUACGUUGUGUUACAUUUCAUCCAGUUGAAUCAGCUGUUAUAACUGGAUCUGAAGAUCGUACACUUAAAUUAUGGAAUCUUGAAAAAUCAGCUGUUUUAAGAAAAUCAGCAUCGACAACACAAGAUCUUGAACCAAUCUAUACAUUUCGACGACAUACCGGUCCCGUCUUAUGCGUGGCAAUGAAUCCGUCCGGAGAACAGUGUUAUAGUGGUGGUCUUGAUUCAAUUAUAUCUGUAUGGAAUAUUCCAAAUUCCGAUGUUGAUCCAUAUGAUUCCUAUGAUUCAAAUGUUUUAUGUAAAGUGUUAGAAGGUCAUACAGAUGCUGUUUGGCAAUUAGUUAUAUCCGGUCAAAAAUUAUUAUCAUGUUCAUCGGAUGGAUCUAUUCGAUUAUGGGAUCCAAAUUUAAUUCAACCAUCACAAUCAAUAUUUCACAUUAUAUCCGGUCAAAAAUUAUUAUCAUGUUCAUCGGAUGGAUCUAUUCGAUUAUGGGAUCCAAAUUUAAUUCAACCAUCACAAUCAAUAUUUCCCAAUGAUGGUAUUCCAAUAUCUAUCGAUUGGUUAAUGCAAGAUACAAAUCAAUUUGUUGCUACAUACGACUCCUUAAAAACAAUUAUUUAUGAUACUGAAACAGGAAAGGUUGUAUCACAAUUAGUUAACGAUAAUUCAACAUCAGAUCCAAGUUAUCGAAUUAAUAAAAUCAUAAGCCAUCCAUCACAACCAAUUAUAAUAACAGCGCAUGAGGACAGAAAAAUACGAUAUUUUGAUAGUAAUUCCGGACGUAUGAUACAUUCAAUGGUAGCUCAUCUUGAUACCGUUACUUCAUUAGCAAUUGAUCCGCAACAAACAUGCCUUCUUUCUGGCAGUCAUGAUCGUUCAAUACGUUUAUGGAAUUUGGAAACAAAAAAUUGCAUACAAGAAUUUACAGCUCAUCAAAAGAAAGAUGAUGAGUCUAUAAAUGACGUUGCAUUUCAUUUAUCCAAACCUUAUAUGGCUAGUGUUGGAGCAGAUUCAAUAGCGAAAAUUUAUGCUUAA